Molecule: messenger RNA, 1239 nt
Organism: Dermacentor silvarum
Lineage: Eukaryota; Metazoa; Arthropoda; Arachnida; Ixodida; Ixodidae
Product: tripartite motif-containing protein 66
Exons: 1
Coding region: 1-1239 (412 amino acids)
Source: RefSeq, a predicted model, not a curated record
AUGGACCGGGCCGACUCCUACAAUACCAUCAGCACCCUCAACUUCAACGGAACCACCUACGAGGUGGCCACCCACGUAGCUGACCCCUCAGACACCUGUCGCGGCGUCAUCCUCCUACCCAUCAACUCACCCGAGCAAGCCAUCCUCCCCACCCUCAUCAGCUACAAUCCUGACCUCACAGUAGGAUCCGCCAGGCGAUUGGGCAACACCGAGUCCAUCCUGAUUACCUUCCAAGGGAAGCGCGUCCCCUACUACAUCAACUACGAGGGUUGUGCUCUCCGCUGUAUCCCUUACCGGCAGAAGAUCGAGGCUUGCACUCGCUGCCACAAAGUCGGCUAUCGCCAGGACGUGUGCCCGUUCUCCACAGACACACGCUGCCCGAAUUGUGGAACCCUCGACCCCUCCAUGGACCACGACUGCAAACCGGUGUGCAUCGUCUGUAACGGUGCACACCCUACGGGCUCCCAGCUGUGCAAGCAGUGCUACAAGCCCCAACAGACUCCCUCCAAGGCAAGGAGCCAACAAGAACCCUCAUUCCCGGCCAUAGAUCCUGCCAAAGCUCGCGCCAGGAGCAGCAGCAAGACCCCAGGGCCACACUCUACCUCCCAGGGCGAAGCCUGGCCCGCCCUACCACCACCACCGCCGCCUCCCUCAAAGCAAGCAACACCCCCACCCCAGGUAAGCUGGGCUAGGGUAGCCUCCACCUGCUCCUCGCCAUCUCAGCCCUCCAAUCUCGAAACAUCUCUCCUUCGAGAGAACGCCACUCUCAAGGAGGAGAUUCGCCAGCUAAAACUGUCGCUUCAGUCCACCCAGCCACCCUCCCCCUCCCAACCUUAUACUCUCCCAUCAUCGCAACCUCUCACACCAUCACUCCCAUCACCUACCCCUACAUCCAACGAACCACCCUCUCCCAUGGAUGUUGCUCCUGAAUCUCAGCCACCUACGACACCCUCUCCCCCCAACAAACGCAAAACCCCCGAUACGCCGCGCACGGAAGAUCGCCUAGACGAUACCCUCCUUGGGUUUAACGAUAGAAUAACCACUCUUGAAUCCAAAGCCCACCAACUACAACAAGACUUCAUGGCCUUCCAACAAAGCUGCACCACGCAAUUUGUCGCCCUUAAUGACAAACUCGACCGCUUUCUUGAGUCCGUCAUGGCACAACUAGCCACUCUCACCCAAGCCAUCACUCCACCCCCAACUAACUCCCCACCCGCACUCCCGAGUGAUGGCGAGUAG